Molecule: messenger RNA, 4629 nt
Organism: Portunus trituberculatus (swimming crab)
Lineage: Eukaryota; Metazoa; Arthropoda; Malacostraca; Decapoda; Portunidae
Exons: 20
Coding region: 1158-4193 (1011 amino acids)
Source: RefSeq, a predicted model, not a curated record
CUCCCCGUGCUUCUCGCUGGCGCUGGUGGCCUUCAGUAGUGAGUCGUAGCGAGGAAGAGUGAGUUAGGGACCGUAAAGAAGGCGGACAAACUUACUGACACCUCGCCAUUACUUAGAGAAUGCCGUAGUGUUUGUCUGUGAGAGAAGUGUAAAUAUAUGCUCUGACAAGGCGUGUGUUUGGAUUCCCGUGUUUACAUGGGAACUGGGAAACAAAUACUGCGCUAGUCCGCUGAUUUAGAGACUCGAAUAACAGAAAAAUAACACAUACAUCACGGAAAAUAUAUACGCAUAUACAUACAUAUAUUUAUACACGAGCGAGGAACAGCGCCCGUUGUGUUGAAUAAUAGUAUUGAAAACUGAAAUAUGCGUGAUAUAAGGUGCAAAGCAUAACUCUACAUAAAAAAAACAAAUAAAUGAAAAAGCGAGUGACAGAACAAACACUAUAGAAAAGAAUGAAUGAAAGAAACACGUGCCUGCAGUAACCACAGGAGGAAAAAGACCCAACGCACACUGCCUGCAGCUUGUCGGGAAGAGGCGACAGUAAGAAACCGUGCCGUGAGGUAAGACGAGAAGGAAAGAAAGACAAGCCGCUAAAACAACAACGAACACACUUCAGACUGUGAACUGUGGCAGAGAGAGUGACGGUAAAGGUGACGGUGACUCAAUCCAGGGAGAUCGAGAACUGCCUGAUGGAGUGACAGAGUGAGAGAAAGAGGAAAACAGUGAGGGAGCGAAAAAGCAAGUGAGUGAGAGACUGAAAAGGGAAAAUUAAAGUGUUAUUGUGAGUAACGCCCAGUGCGCGCGCACACACACACACGCACACACACACACACACACACACACACACACACACACACACACACACACACACACACACACACAAAACCAUGCACCCCAGACCUGCCUGACAUCGCCUGGCCGCGCCAGUCUCGCGGGGCUGGAGCCCUGCCACCAUCAGGCCCCCAACACCCUGCCAGCCCCGCCCCCCGCCCCUUGCCCCCCGCCGCGGCACUCCCCGCUGAUGUGGCGGUGAGGGAGAGUGCGGGGGCGGAGGUGCUGGUGUGGGCGGGCGAGGGUGUGGGCACUGCUGGCCUGUGUCAUCCUCCUGCCCCGCCCAGCUACGCCCGCGCUGACCACGCCCGUCCCCGCCCAACAAGAUGACUGGGGCACUCUGGUGGCGGUGGUGGCGCAACGGGGGUCUACAGCACGCCUGCCCUGCCACAUUACCUCCCACUCCGGGCGGGGACGUGCUGCUGGUGCUGUGGUACAAGAAUGCCUCCGUCACUCCGGUUUACAGUUACGACUCCCGAGAGCCGCUUGGCCAGGCGGGCGAGGCCGGUAGGCGUGCCCGACAAUGGGGUGACGAGACGGCGUGGGGUGAGGAGCAGAGGGCGUGGUUCGACACCUCCAGCGACCCCGCCCACCUGCUGGUGAGGAAUACGACGGGGCGAGACGAGGGCAACUACCGGUGCAAGGUUCACUUCAAAGGGUCCCCGUCCUGGUCACAGAGGAUCACGCUCAGUGUGGAAGACCCGCCGAGCUUCCCCAAACUUCAGGAUGAGUCAGGGCAGCGGUUGGAGGGUCCCAUUGGCCCCUAUGAGGACGGCACCGUGGUCAGGAUGUUGUGUCGCUCGUCGGGAGAUCCCCCUCCCAGGCUGGUGUGGGGCGGCAGCGGAGCAGGGCGGAGUAGUGACCUGCCCCCUGAAGGUUCUACCGUGAUCUCAAAACUCAACGUGGAGGCGUCUCGCUCCACCGCCGACACCAAUAUCACCUGUUCCUCCAUCAACACCACCUCAGACACCGUCAUCUAUACCGUCGCCACCACACUCAGAGUAAACCUGCCACCCCUCAAGGUGACGCUGGAGGCUCCCGGGGCGUGGGUGAGCGCCGGCCAGCAGACUACCUUCAGGUGCCGCGUGGAAGGGUCGUCGCCCGAGCCAGUGGUGCAGUGGUGGUUGGGAGGGCGGCAGCUCGCACCCAGCACCCCGCCUCGGAUGGUGGAGGGCAAGUUGAGCGUGAGCACGGUGAGGCUGACCCCCGAGCCGGGCGACCACGGGGCUCUGCUGGUGUGCAAGGCGUUCAGCCCCAACCUGGCGGGCACCGUCCUGCACGAUCAGCGCACCCUCGCCGUCCAUUUCCUGCCGGUGGCCGUCAGCAAAGUGGAGGAUGGCGGUACGCAGGCCAACGUGCGGGAGGGCGGCGUGGUGACCUUCUCCUGCACCGUCACCGCCAACCCCAAGGUGUACAGCGUCUCCUGGUACCACAAUGGGCGGCGGGUGCAGGAACACACUAGGGCAGCGAUGGUGACCAACUCCAGCUUGACGCUACGCAACGUGACGGCCAGGAUGCGAGGACUGUACACCUGCGUUGGCAGCAACGGGGAAGGAGACGGUCAGAGCAACGCACUCAACCUCAACGUAGAGUUUGUGCCCGUGUGUCGGCCUGGGAGACGUCGUGAUUUCGUGGUGGGCCCUGAAGGCUCCGUGAACCUGGAGUGCGGCGUGGAGGCUCACCCAACUGCCCUCACCUACACCUGGGCCAUCGUGAGUCAGGCAGAUGAAUCCACAGUGCAGUCGCUCCCCAGCUCAGGCCGCAUGGAAGGCCUCACAGGGCACUACAGACUUACCGGGGUUGGGAGGCGGCUCAGUGUGCUCUGCUGGGCCACGAAUACUGUGGGUACCCAAACCAAACCUUGCAGGCUCACCGUCCACACCCAGGGACGCCCCCAACCUGUCAAGAGCUGCAGGGUUGGUAAUAACACUGCAGCGGGGUUUGCAGUACUGUGCCAGCCUUCGAUCCCCUCAAGCGACGACAUCCGAUACACGCUGCUUGUUUAUGCUCAGAACAAUCCUCGUGGGAGUGACGACGAGCAGGGCAACGUCGGGGAGAGAAAUGAGGUCAUGUGGCCUUCAGAAGGGGAGGUGGAGGACCCUGAGCACCCAACCGGCGACCUCCUCCUCAACCUCACCUCAACCUCGCCGGAAUUCGAGGUGGGCGGGUUGCAGGCAGGCCACGAGUUUACGGUGCUGGUGUCCGCGACCAACGCCGAGGGGACCAGCCGAGCCGCGGAGCUCAGUGCCUUCACGUUGCGGGACAACAAGGCCCAGACUGUCAUAGGAGUUUCAUCGGGAGGAGGACGCGGCAGCAGCACCAAUGGCGGCGGCAGUAUUACUAGCAUUAGUGAUAAAGGUGGAGGAAAAAAUGGCGUAGCGAAGGAUGGUGAGGGUGAAGGUGAUGAACGUGUUAUGGGCGGCGGGUGGGCGUUGGUGCCACCCAUGAUGGCAGUGCUCGCUGCCUCCCUCGUCGCCAUCCUGCUUCUGUCAGUGGUGGUGAUCCUUCUCACCAGGCGCAGGGCGAGGCGGGCACACGGGGGCGUUCCAACACUUGGCCAGGCGAAACUGAGAAGUGAGGUGGUGACGGUGGCUGUCCCUCGGCAAGACCUUCCUUCUUCCUCUCGCCCUUCCUUCUCUUCUCCUGGCACGAAGCAUACUGACUCAGACAGAGGCGAGGAGGCGGACAGUAGCGGCAAGCCAGUAAGCCAAGCAGGAGGCUUGGUGGUGAGUGUGGCGUCGCCUCUUGACCGAGGCUCCAGCGACGGAGCGUCUCUCAGCCCAGCCAUGCCGGCCUCGCCACAGCCCUCCAUCCUGUCCGCCCCGUGUUGCGAGGCGACAAGCAGCACGUGCUCCACCCUACCGCUGCUGGGCGUGAGACAGCUGGGGCACGGCCUGUCUAGACACGCUCUCCUCCGUCAUGAGAUCCCGGUAGUGAGCGCGCUGGGUCUGGAUGGCGUGGGCGGCAUUCCUCGCACCAGCUUGGGCGUCGCGAGCUUCUCCACCUUCACCCUGGCUCCAGGCAGGGGAGUGGACGUCCCUACAAGCCUGGGCAUGGGCUAUCCGAGCAUGGGUAGCCUGGUGGGCGUGGGUGUGAACGCGAGUAUGGAUGUAAAGACCCUGGGUGGCGGUGCAGGCAUGGGCGGAGGCACCUUGCCAAGGAUGGGUGCUCAUAACUUUCCUCCCGCCCACUAUGUUGCCCACACUCAGGCUUUUCCCCUUCACCACUUCCGCCCCAUGCAGGAUUUUAGGAGACAAGGACCCGUCACUGCCAUUACCACACCCACCAUUGCUGCCACCAUCGUCACCACCGCCGCCCCUGCCGUCUCCCUGCCCUCCAGUGAGACAGUGAGUGAGUUGUGAGGACACUGCUGUGACUGUGGCUAGACUGAGGCAACUUUACACCCACCACUAGUAACCACAGCAGCAGUCACCACCACCACUAUGAACAGCAUACACAUUAGCUAUCACCAAUAUCACUAACGAAGAACAAUAACAGCAACAAAAUAACAACUCUCACCUGCAGCACCAUAAAUAUCAACACAAACAUCACCAAACAAUAUGAUGCAUAAAAUCAUUUACAUCGAUGAAACAAUUAACACAAAUUAGCGAAAUUACUGACAUUUCCGAGUGUUUUUUUUUUUUUUUUUGUAUCCUUACAACUUCUAAUGUGGCUGCUUUCACUAACAUCAAAACUUCCAGGCACACCCACUCGCUCACCUAUCUUCACACACACACACACACACACACACACACACACACACACACACACACACACACACACACACACACACACACA